This is a messenger RNA of Mus musculus (house mouse), 1220 nucleotides long. RefSeq names its product small cell adhesion glycoprotein (gene Smagp). The coding region runs from base 418 to 711 and encodes 97 amino acids. NCBI's taxonomy places the organism in Eukaryota, Metazoa, Chordata, Mammalia, Rodentia, Muridae. The transcript is spliced from 4 exons. The record is from RefSeq and is marked validated. Gene Ontology annotation, cellular component: plasma membrane; cell junction; cytoplasmic vesicle membrane.
GGCCUUUCCUCCCGGGGGAACCUGCUGAGGGCGGCCCCGAGCUCCUUCCUGUCCCUCCCACCGCGGUCCGGGCUCGGCGGCCGCUCGGCGCGGGGUCCCGGGCGCGGCUCCGGCGACUCUCGGCCGCUCCCACCCCGGCGAGUUCAAAAGGACGCGCGGCGCCCGGCCCUGCCCGCCCGUCGGACUGGAAAGGUGAGCGCGCUGCGCGGAAGCCCGGAGCCCGCACUCGGCCGCCGCGCGCCUGCGACCUGACCCGCACGGGUACUGCGCGGCUGCAGGGACACUCGACGGCCAGGGCGCGGGCCCGGGGCACGCGGGAUCCCCGGGGAGCGGGGCGCACCCAGCGGACGGCUCGGCGGGGCUCCUGGCCCUGGAAGCCCAGAUCUGACCCUACGAAAUAGCCUGCCCUCAGCAACGAUGAACAACCUACCGGCCACACCUUCUCCUGAAGAAUUGAUGACCACGCCGGUUUUUCAGGCCCCUGAGACCCUGUCCCCACAAGCUGAAGAGGCCAGCACAGCGCUCAUUGCAGUUGUUAUCACCGUGGUGUUCCUCACCCUGCUCUCGGUGGUGACCUUGAUCUUCUUUCACUUGUACAAGAACAAAGGCAGCUACGUCACCUAUGAGCCUGCAGAAGGGGAGCCCAGCGCCAUCCUCCAGAUGGAGACUGACUCAGCCAAGGGCAGAGAGAAGGAAGAGUACUUCAUCUAAUGCUUCCCAGGCUGGAGGGGCCAAUUCUUGGCUCCAACACUAAGCCGCUGCCUCUGUAGUUAGGGAACGUUUGCUCUAAAGCCAGGGAGUGGCGUUGGGUGAUACUGGCACAUCCACUCACCUCCCAGGACACAGCCCCCAAUACCGGAAUCACUGACUCCAGGGUCCAGAGACACGGAGAAAGCUGUUCAUGAUGCUGGGCCUUGAUAAGGACAGUGCUCGAAACCGACCACCAAAGAGGGGCCAUGCCUGAGUUGGAAGUGAGGUCACAUGCUGGUCCACUUUGUCCCCUCCCUAGUUGACGACCAAUAGCCCCAGUCAGUGCUAUCCAGUCUUUCUGGAGGCAGGACACCACAGGGAGGGGUCAGACCAGGGAGGGGAUAGGAGUCUGAGAAUGUUACUGCCUUUGUUUGAUCUGAGCCCCACUGUUCCCCAAUCAGCCUCAAACUUCUACUGUUUUUAUCCUAAUUAAACUUAUGAAAAUCAGAUUUUCAUUUUCAAGAACUAAA